UUUUCUUUGAGAAGCUAAGUUAGCAAUUUUAUAGAGGUUCAUAUUCCUUUCUAAGGUCAACUAUGGGGGGAAGAAUAAUAAUAGAGGUCGCAGGUGGUCUUGCAGUGGGCCUGCCAAACGAAUCUCAGGAGGAGGAUUUUAAUCCUCAUAAUAGAACAGCCAUAUGUGUUCUUGUCCUCUGUACAGUCAUAUCUCUAGUGGGUUUCCUCUCUGUCCUCCCAUGGAAUCGCAUGUGGAGAUCUCAUGAGCUCCAAAGGGCUACCAGACUGGCAAAUACUGGAUUGAAGAAAAAACAUAUAAAAGAACUGCCCUCUAUUGUCUACAGUAAACUGAGAUCAGAACCUAAUUUAGGAGAUUGCCCCAUUUGCUUGGCAGAGUUUGUGGAAGGUGAAAGUAUAAGAGUUUUGCCCAAAUGCAAGCAUACUUUCCACAUUGAGUGUGUGGACAGAUGGCUUGUUUCCCACUCCUCAUGCCCCACUUGCAGAGAUUGUCUUCUUCAGAUGAGAAAUCAAACACAGUCUAGCAACUCAGAGGCAUGUGUUGAGCAGAUCGAGGCACCGAGACCAGCAGCUGAAGGCGAUUCAGAUAGGAUACUUUUUGCUUUUGGGAGGGUCUCCAUAGUAAUCUGAUUGACAUAGAUUGUACAGUAAAGACAUAGCUAUAAACAUUGGAAAUAUCUGGUAAUAUCUGGUAAUAGCUGGUGAAUUGACUUGUUUGUAUAUCUCAAGAUCCAAGUAUUCAGCUAAACACCCAGUGCUUUUACCACCACCACCUGCUGUCUAAUCCCUUCUGUAAAUAGCCAUCCCGUGAAUUGCAUGUGGUUCUUCGGUGUAAGAUUUGGGCUUUGGAAGAAAAUGGGCAUGUGAUUCGAGUGUUGCUAAAAGUUAUGAAUCAGCUUGAGAGCCUGUCAACUGGUUUUCAAUUAGUGGGUACUAGGGUGCUGCCAUUAAAUAAAUUCUAAAAGUUGUGGAAAGUGUAUGAAUCCCACAAGUUUCGUCGUCUGGUCACACCGGCAGUAAAGGACUUUUCACUUUCCAAUGCCUAUUAUUGACAGGCUAUUUUUUCAGACAGAUAUUUUUGUUUUUUUAUAAACAGGGCUAUUAUAAUUUGACCUAUCUUAAGACACCAUGGGGUGAAUGUACAAUUGGGAAUGGAAUACUAAGGGCUUACAAUGAACUUUUAC
Molecule: messenger RNA, 1183 nt
Organism: Cryptomeria japonica (Japanese cedar)
Lineage: Eukaryota; Viridiplantae; Streptophyta; Pinopsida; Cupressales; Cupressaceae
Product: RING-H2 finger protein ATL74
Exons: 1
Coding region: 63-629 (188 amino acids)
Biological process (GO): protein ubiquitination
Molecular function (GO): transferase activity
Source: RefSeq, a predicted model, not a curated record